CAAUCUAUCUUUAUGUCUGCAGAUUAAAAAACUCUCUCCAUAUAUCUUAAUACUUUUUUGCUGGGAAAAUUCUGUAUCCAACUUAGCAGAAACAAGGAAAAAAAAAAAAAACUGAAAAAACACGUUGCAAGAAACGCAUAUCCAUGGAAGAGAUUAUGUCCCCAUCUUCCCCAUCCUCACUUUUCUCAUUUUGUCAAGAAUCCUCGCCCUCUCUCCAACAACGCCUCCAUGUCAUCAUCCAGAGCGGCGCUGGAUGGUGGGUCUACGCCAUCUUCUGGCAAGCCUCCAAGGAUGCCGGUGACCGCCUUGUUUUAACAUGGGCUGAUGGGAAUUUCCAUGGCUCCAAGGACUUCGUCACCGAACCAAAUAACAAGCACAUCCAACAAAAAUUCGGUUUGAAUCUGGAAAAAAAGUUAUCUAUGGAGUUCCUAGCUCCUUUGGGUGAUGCCAUGGACAUGGACAGAUUGAUAGAAGUUGACCAUACUAACUGUGAGUUAUUCUAUACCGUAUCAUCAACGCGAUCAUUCACAAUUGGAGAAGGAAUUCUUGGGCAGGCAUUUCAUUCCGGAGGUUUCAUUUGGUUAACCGGUGAUCACGAGCUACAGUUAUACGAGUGUGAAAGAGUUAAGGAGGCUCGUUUGCACGGGAUACUGACUUUGGCUUGUGUCUCAACUUCUUGCGGAGUUGUUGAAUUGGGCUCCUCUGUUGUGAUCGAAGAAGACUGGAGCUUGGUGCAACUGUGCCAAUCGCUUUUUGGAGCAGACAUCGCCUGCUUGUUGUCCAAGCAGCCCAGUUGUAAAUCUCACCUUCAAAUUCCAGACCGGAGUACUUUCCAUAUUGGAAUGUUUUCAAGUCCUCAAAAGGAGACCUCUCCAGGGAAGCAACACAAAGGGGACAUAAAGAGAGAUCCUUCUGGUUCUGGUCAAGGCCGGUCGUCUUCUGAUUCUGGACCUCCUUAUUCUGAGGGCAAUUAUGCUGCUGGAAAUACUAAUCAGUUCCAAACAAGAGGAAGAAAACCAAAUGUCAAAGAAUUGCCUCUACACCAUGUCGAAGCGGAGAGGAAGCGCAGAGAGAGACUUAAUCACCGAUUCUAUGCACUCCGAUCCGUGGUUCCUAAUGUUUCCAAGAUGGAUAAAGCAUCUCUACUUGCAGAUGCAGUCACUUACAUCAAGGAUCUCAAGGCCAAAGUAGACGACUUGGAGGCCAAACUGAACACACAAUCCAAUAAAUCAAAGAUGAUUAGUGCAAACGUCUAUGAAAAUCAAUCAACCGAUUGCAUGAUCGAUCCUUUGAUGCCUUCCUCAAGUUAUAGAGCUAACAAGUCAAUGGCGGUGGACGUAAAGAUUGUAGGAUCACAAGCCAUGAUCCGAGUCCAGUCCCUGGAUGUUAAUUACCCAGCUGCAAGAUUGAUGGAUGCACUCAGAGAACUUGAUUUUCAAGUUCAUCACGCGAGUUUCUCAAGUAUCAACGAGAUGGUGCUUCAAGAUGUUAUUGUCAGCAUUCCUGAAGGAUUGAUAAGUGAAAAGAUUAUGGAAAGUAUUAUUUUUAAAAAAAUGCAGAAUUAAGCUAACUUUCUUAACGAAUAACCUCUCCUUGGUACCUUAAUUAUGGUGUAGUUAUUGAUAUAAAACAACCUAAUAUGUUAUCAAAAUGGACUUACAGCCGUUUGUUUUAUGC
Manihot esculenta (cassava) is the source of this 1677-nucleotide messenger RNA. Its product is annotated as transcription factor MYC3. Bases 144 to 1565 code for a protein of 473 amino acids. Gene Ontology annotation, biological process: regulation of DNA-templated transcription. Lineage: Eukaryota; Viridiplantae; Streptophyta; Magnoliopsida; Malpighiales; Euphorbiaceae. Gene Ontology annotation, molecular function: protein dimerization activity; DNA-binding transcription factor activity; transcription cis-regulatory region binding. The record is from RefSeq and is a predicted model, not a curated record. Gene Ontology annotation, cellular component: nucleus. The transcript has a single exon.